Chroicocephalus ridibundus (black-headed gull) is the source of this 2435-nucleotide messenger RNA. Its product is annotated as proto-oncogene Mas-like. Lineage: Eukaryota; Metazoa; Chordata; Aves; Charadriiformes; Laridae. The coding region runs from base 1308 to 2288 and encodes 326 amino acids. Gene Ontology annotation, cellular component: membrane. The record is from RefSeq and is a predicted model, not a curated record. The transcript has 2 exons. Gene Ontology annotation, molecular function: G protein-coupled receptor activity. Gene Ontology annotation, biological process: G protein-coupled receptor signaling pathway.
GAAAUUGUUUGGUGUGAGGGCGGUGAGCCCCUGGCCCAGGUUGCCCAGAGAAGCUGUGGCUGCCCCAUCCCUGGAGGGGUUCGAGGGCAGGUUGGAUGGGGCUUGGAGCAACCUGGGCUUGUUGAAGAUGUCCCUUCUCAUUGCAGGUGGGUUGGACUAGAUGACCUUUAAAGGUCCCAUCCAAACCGUUCCACCCCUCUGCCUGCAGCCAGGCAGGAUUUAGGAUGGAGGUGCAGGCAGGACAGCAGCCAAGGGCUGGAUGGGAAGCUCUCCCAGCCAUUUGCAUUUGCUUCCCCUUGCUCUGCGUGUCUCCGAUGAUUUCUUCUGAGCUCUUCAUAUAGAUUUGCUUGUUCAGCAGACGAGGAAGUGGGACAGAUCUCCCUGGCCCCAAAAGGAUGCCUGGAGCAGGGCAAAGGGAUGGGGCUGGUGGUGUGAGGAGGCUCAACAGGACCAACAGUCCCCGACGAGGGCUCACGCUGCAUCCUGCGACCUCAUCAGGGUGAGAUGUGAGGAUGGGACAUGGACCAGCCACCCACCCGCCGGUAUCCAGUGGUCUGUGUCAUCCCUGGGAUGUGGUGGCCGGGUGCGUCACACCGUCCCACUUCCCUCCCCAUGGCUGGGGGUGAUGGAGGUGCCCAGCUCAGCUCUUGCAAGCAGGGAAGUGACAGUCAGCGGGCACUGUGCCGAGCAUCAUUGCCCCAGGGUUGAUGGGGGGGAGGUUGGUGGCUUCUGUGUGACAGUGAAGAGUGGACAUUCCCACAGACGGGGAUGGGGACACAUCUCGGGGACGGGGACACAUCUCAGGGACGUUGCAGCCAGGCGCAGAAGAAGCGGGCGAGAAGGAAGAUGAUCGUUUCGUGCCCGGGCCGACGGCGGGUUGGCAAACAGGAAAUGUUUGAAGCAACCAGCAGAUGGGUCUGCAACGGCUGUCCUGUGAGGGUGACUCUUGGGCAAGAUGAUUCCGCCACUCUCGGAAGCGAUGACCAAGCCCUGGCACGUCCACGCGCCCGCAGGCACCCACCCCUCAGCAGAAACCCAGGAACUGUGGUCCCAGGGCCCAUUUGGCCUGGAGCUGAGGAAGAGACAGGGUGCCAGGACCAUUGGAGGAACCUCAUCAUGGAGUUACCUUCUUCCUGGUGGCCAGAACUCGUCUGAGAGAAUUGCGGAGUGGCAGCUUUGUAACGUUUGAUGUGCAAAUCUGGCGGAGAGGACUGGAGUUUGCAGCUCCGGGGUACCAAGGCUGUGCAAGGACUCUGCCCUCACCGGACCCCCCCGUGCCUGGUGAGCCCAGGAGAGAAAGGAGGAAGAUGGACCGACAUCCCAACAACACGAUCCCUGACUGGCGUACAGUGUCCCCAGCGCCUACGGAGAGCAUGGUCUAUGCGGAUGGCCACAAUGGGACCAGGUGCUUUGCAGAACACAUCCCUGAAGUCAUCACCGGUAGCAUCACGCUGCUCAUCUGCCUCUGCGGGCUGGUGGGGAAUGGGGCCAUCCUCUGGCUCCUCAGCUUCCGCAUCUGCAGGAACCCCUUCACCGCCUACCUCCUGAACCUGGCCGUCGCCGACACCUGCUUCCUCCUCUGCACAUCGGCUUUCCUUGUGAUAUAUCAUAUGCCCAUGCUCAGCUGCUUCCAGCCAGAGAUUUUGCGGGUGCUGCCGUUAUUUCACUCCAUGGUUCUGCUCACGUACAGCACCAGCCUCUAUCUCCUCACGGCCAUCAGUGUGGAGAGGUGCGUGUGUGUCCUCUGGCCCUUCUGGUGCCGAUGCCACCGCCCGAAGCUCCUGUCAGCAGUCACGUGCAGCCUGUUGUGGACGCUCGCCUGCGUCCUUGCCGGCCUGGUGUACUUUGUGUGUGACCUGGGUCACUCUCAACACUGCUGGACGGUUCUUGGAACCUUCUGCUUCCUCAAUUUCUGCUUUUUCACUCCCUUGAUGGUUCUUUCCAAUGUGAUCCUCUUCAUCAAGCUUAGGCGUAGCUCUUGGCAACACCGCCCGGCGAGGCUGUACACUGCCAUCUUCCUCGCUGUCUUCUUCUUCGUCCUCUUUGGCAUCCCGCUCAGCGUCCAGAUCUUCCUCAACUUCUUUGUCUACAUUAAUUUUGUCUUUGAGAUCUGCCUGUUGCUGGCCUCUCUCAACAGCAGCAUCAACCCAGUUAUUUAUGUCCUGGUUGGGAGCUACGGAAAUUCCAGGUUCAGGGGAUCCGUCAAAGUGGCACUUCAGAGGGUCUUUGAAGACAGGGCAGAUUUCCAAGAGGUGGGUGAGACCCCUGUGAUGGGAAAUGCUGAAUAAACCCCUGUGGCUGCAGACGGGCACCUGGAGAGGGGCAGCCCUGCCUCUGCACCCCGGGCCAGCACCCAUGGGAGCCCGCUUGCCCAGCUGAGUGAGCAGGACCAGCAGCGGAUGGUCGUGUGUCCCCCACGACACAUCCACACUCGA